CGGCGCUUGACAUUACCAAAAACGUGGAAAACACCCCGCAUGGGGGCUUUUACUAAAAGGAAGAGACAAGGGGGAAGCAGAAAAGUUGCUUAGCCAGCGACGCAUUCAGAGUCGGACUGCAGGAGGGAUCAGGUACGAAGGUACGAUAUUGUUAGCUGUAAAUUAAAGCGCUCUCACGUAUAGUCUCACCUCAUCCUCCGGCAGACUCUGCAUCGCCUGCUCUGCCCCGCACAAUAAAAACGCUUUGGUUGCGUCAGGGAGUGUGCAGUGAAAGUACUGUGUUGUGUGGGGGGGGGGGGGGGGGGAGAGAGAGAGAGAGAGAGAGAAAGGGAAAUAAAGAGGAAUCAGCUGUAAUGGUGACACGAAGACGCCUGAUUCUCAAGCUCUUCCCCCUGUCCCUUUUGUCUCCUCGUUAUUGAACCACACUUUCCUCUCUCCUUCUUUCUCACUUGUUAUUAUCUACAUAAACCAUUUUGCUUCUUCCUGAGGCUUUAUUUUACCUGGGUCUUUUUCCCUCUUCACAAUUUCUUCCCUUUGGGGAGCACCGCUCGAGAAAACAGAAAUGGGUGGUGAUGAGGGGGACGGGUUGAGCUAUCCCUCUCCAGUCGCUGCUCAGGAAGGUAAACCUACAUCCGCCGGCUUGCCUCUGGAAACAACUAGCCAAGGAGGGAAAAAUGACCUGUAUAAUGAACUGUGGCAUGCAUGCGCCGGUCCUCUUGUUUACGUCCCACAAACUGGAGAGAGGGUCUUUUAUUUCCCUCAAGGUCACCUAGAACAGGUCAAGGCAUAUACAGAUGGAGACUGUAGAACGGAAAUGCCUGUCUAUAAGCUCCCCUCUAAGAUCCUCUGCAAGGUGAUGUGUGUCCAGCUUAAGGCCGAAGCUAACACAGAUGAGGUAUUUGCACAAAUUACUCUGUUUCCAGAGGCAAAGCAAGAUGAAUCAAAUUUGGAUAGGAACUCAAAGCUUUCACCUCAGAAGGCUUCUUCACAUUUCUUUAGCAAGAAACUAACCCCAUCUGACACAAGCACACAUGGUGGCUUCUCGGUUCCAAAGAGACAUGCUGAAGAAUGUCUUCCACCACUGGACAUGUCUCAGCAACCCCCAACACAGGAAUUGGUUGCCAAGGACUUGCAUGGGAAUGAAUGGCAUUUUCGCCAUAUUUAUCGUGGUCAUCCAAAGAGGCACUUGCUUACUAGUGGUUGGAGUACAUUUCUGUCUUCAAAGAAACUUGUCACUGGGGAUGUAUUUAUCUUCCUUAGAGGGGAAAAUGAGGAACUUUGUGUUGGAGUUCGUCGCACAAUAAAAUCACAGAACUACGCAUUAGCAUCUGUUAUAUCCUGCCAUAGCAUGCAACAUGGCAUACUUGCUAGUGCUUCCCAUGCAAUUUCUACUGGGACCAUGUUUAUCAUCUACUACCGUCCCUGGACAAGCCCUGAGUUUAUUGUCCCAUUUGAUCGUUACAUGAAGUUGGCUGAAGCUGACUUCUCUGUUGGAACAAGAUUUAGAAUGCCAUUUGAAGGUGAAGAAAGCAUGGAACAGAGAGUUAUUGGCACAAUUGUUGGGAUUGAAGAUGUUGAUAGCAUUAGAUGGCCCAAUUCUGAAUGGAGAUGCCUCAAGGUGAAAUGGGAUGCUGCUUCGGAUGCAAGUUUGCAUCCAGAAAGAGUUUGUCCAUGGAGCAUUGAACCAGCGGAGUCCACCAAGAAGAAGGAACCUUCUGUUUUGCAUUGCCAAAAGAGACCUCGACCAGAUAGGGAUGGUUUAUUGCAAGGUUCAGAUGACCAUGCAACUUACCCAGGGGUCUUCCAAGGUCAAGAAAUCAGUGAUAGAAGUGUUAAUCAGUCUGGUGCACAAAAACAACAGUUAUUGCCACAUUUGACUCUCCCACUAAAUCAUGGCUGUUACCAAACACAAUUGCAGAUGGAGAAUCCGCUGGAAAUUGCUAUCUCGGAUAUAUUUUAUCAACGUCCUAGCAGCACAGAACUAUUAUCUGGUAGAAACAUGGCAAGUUUUGGUCUUCCAAAUCACUGCCCCCCAACAUUUCUCUCUUAUGGGGUCUAUGAAAAGGCUGUAGCCAGCAGAAGAUUUCCACUUCCAAAUGUGAAUUCCCAUGUUAAUAUGCUUCAGGAAGGGAGGGCUUUUAAACUAAGGGAUGAAAAUGAAGCUAUUUUUGCUGAGCCAAAUGGUGGUAGUAGAAUCAUGCUUUUUGGAGUCAAUUUAUUUGAUACUCCGCAGGAGCUCCCUUCACCACAAGUUCUCACUCCAAGUGAGCAAGAAAGUCUUUGUUCAAUUCCACCACCAUCCCAGUCUAGUGCUUCUGAAACUAACCAGGUUUCAGAACCAUCAAAGGGUACUACAUCUGUCAAUCUUUCAGAAAACCAAUGGAAGAACUGUUGCUCUGUCACUAAUAGGAGUUGCACCAAGGUGCUCAAGCAUGGAACUGCUCUUGGAAGAUCAGUUGAUCUCAUGCGUUUUGAUGGGUACCAAGAACUCAUUUCUGAGCUUGAUCAAAUGUUUGACUUCCAAGGAAGCUUGAUUAAUGGUAGCAGCGGUUGGUUCCUAACCUACACAGAUAAUGAAGGGGACUUGAUGCUAAUUGGAGAUAGCUCAUGGCAGGAAUUCCAGCACAUUGUUAGAAAGAUGCUCAUCUGUCCAAAGGAGGAAAUCAAUAGGAUGAAUUCGAGCUCUCAAGAUCCAACACCUCCGUAAUAGUUCUUUGCUGAGUUUGCCAGCCGGAAUGUAGGACUGGGAGAAAGGCAUGUUCAUAUAUAUUAUUGCAGUGGUGUUCUCCAGACUGUUAAUUUUCCUUGUUUUCAAAAGAAACUAAUGUUGGGUUUCUAGAAUGGUGAAAACUGAUGGUUUAAUACAACCUCUGCUUCAAU
Molecule: messenger RNA, 2880 nt
Organism: Rubroshorea leprosula
Lineage: Eukaryota; Viridiplantae; Streptophyta; Magnoliopsida; Malvales; Dipterocarpaceae
Source: the annotation of a GenBank genome assembly